This is a messenger RNA of Chenopodium quinoa (quinoa), 774 nucleotides long. RefSeq names its product protein FAR1-RELATED SEQUENCE 5-like. The transcript is spliced from 2 exons. The coding region runs from base 1 to 774 and encodes 257 amino acids. Lineage: Eukaryota; Viridiplantae; Streptophyta; Magnoliopsida; Caryophyllales; Amaranthaceae. The record is from RefSeq and is a predicted model, not a curated record.
AUGGCGAAUUCUGCAUCUGGAGAUUGCGUUGAUUUUGAUCGCGAUUGCGAGCGUGUGUUUCCUUCUGGACUUCGUUUCGUUGAUUCGUUUGUGCAACAAUUGGAAAAAAAUGAUGAUAUUAUGUAUUUAGAAGCAGAACAGUCUGAAUUAAAGGAUAAAGAAUUUAAAUCUGAAGAUGAAGCUUUCGAAGCGUAUAAUGAAUAUGCUUUUAGGAAAGGUUUUGGAAUUCGAAUUGGGAAGAGUAAGAGAAGAAGAGAUGAUUCUUUUUUGAUGAAAAGAUUUGUUUGUUGUAAUGAGGGAUUCAAAGAUAAUAAGUGUAAGAAUAAAAGGAUUUAUGAGAAGUUGGAUCAUCGAACUGGUUGUUUAGCUUUUGUGCAGUUUCAUAUUGAUCAUUUAGGGGUCUAUACAUGUACAAGACAUGAAAUGGUUCAUAAUCAUGCUAUGAUUCCUCCUGAAAAAAGGCAUUUGAUAAGGUCUCAAAGAGAUGUGAAUAAAGAGCAGCUUCUUUUCAUUUCAACAAUGAAAUUGAGUGGAGUCAAAGUUACUGAUUCUUUGAGGGUUCUAAAGAAGGAGGUUGGGGGAUCUCCUAAUCUUUGUUUUACUGCUUCUGAUGCUUAUAAUGCAUUGUCAUCUGAAAAAGCUGCCCAAAUUGAAGGAUGUGAUGGUAACCAAUUGAUUAAAUAUUUUGCCAAGAGACAUGUGGAUGAGACAGAUUUUUAUUAUGAUUUUGAACAAGAUGAUAGUGGUGCUUUAGUUAGUUUUUUUUUGGCGUGA